AUUUUGAUCUUUUGCAGCAGAGAGUGAGAAAUGAGCGGGCAAGGCAAGGUGGUGUGCGUGACCGGAGCUUCUGGGUACAUAGCCUCAUGGCUGGUGAAGCUCCUGCUCCAAUGCGGCUACACCGUCAAAGCCACAGUUCGAGACCCAAAUGAUCCAAAGAAGACAGAACACUUGCUUGCACUUGAAGGUGCUAAAGAAAGGCUUCAUUUGUUUAAAGCAAACUUACUUGAAGAAGGAUCCUUUGAUUCUGUGGUUGAUGGAUGUGAUGGAGUAUUUCAUACAGCAUCCCCAGUUGUGAUGAUAGUUGACGAUCCCCAGGCACAACUAAUUGACCCAGCACUAGAAGGAACAAUGAGCGUUCUAGGAUCUUGUGCAAAAGUUCCAUCUGUCAAAAGAGUAGUUGUAACAUCAUCUAUGGCUUCAGUUGCAUUCAAUGGGAAACCUCUAGCUCCUGAUGUGCUAGUUGAUGAGAGUUGGUUUUCAGAUCCAGUUUUCUGUGAGAAAUCAAAGCUAUGGUAUAUGCUUUCAAAGACAUUAGCUGAGGAGGCUGCUUGGAAGUUUGCAAAAGAGAACGGGAUUGACAUGGUUACAAUAAAUCCGAGGGGGGGGGGGGGGGGGGGGGGGGGGGUUUUGAUUGGGCCUCUCUUACAGCCUACUCUUAAUCUAAGUGUGGAGGAAGUUCUGAAGCUACUAAAAGGUACUCUUCAACAAUUGAUGAGAAUCUCUUUUUUAUGUUUAUCUUUCUGCUCCAGUAGCAAUACAUGCUUCACUUCAAUAUUGAGUCAACUCUAUCCAACAGCCCUGCAAAUGGAAACUCAGAAGUUUAAAUCGAAACUUAUCAAUAAACCGUCACAAGACUUCCACAGUUCCACAUAAAAGGACUACAUAUGCAUUUUGAUAUAUGCUGACUAAUCUCCUAACAUUAAAAAAUUGUUCUCUCCUCUGGUCAUUAUAGUUAUAUCACCAAGAUACUCAUUUGGGAGAUUUGCAUAUGAGAUUAGAUGAAGAUAUAUUUCGUUUUGGCCUCCUAAGCCAGACUGGUUUGGAAGGACCCCUGGACUGUGAAAGGACUGAAAGCAUGGGUAUGCAAUUACUAUCUUGAACUUGACGUAUAUUUGCAUGCAAGUUCAAUCCAAGGGCAAGAACUUCUUAAAUAAUCCAUUAAUCCUUUUGAUCCAACCCAUCUAAAGUGGGGGUUCCCCGCAUCCAACUCCAUUGCAAAUGAGUUGUUCAUGUGCAACUCACUUGAUCAGUAUUUUUAAAAACUUCUACCAACUUUUUUGGACUAUUUUGCAGAUCUUAACAUUCUUUAAACAUUUAGAAUCAUUUCUAGUGGCUUUAUAGGGAAAUAUCAUGUUACUUUAUUGACAACUCUUACAAGAAUCAAUACUUCCAUAACUGUAUAGCCAAUAUGGUUUGUUUACUUACUAACCAACCUCUUCUGCCUCCAACUGACCUCCCCUGUAUCUUGCUUCAAUUAUGAGGGUGUUGCCAUUAGGUUGAGCAUUGGACAUAUGAUAAACCUGUGCCUUGAUGGCUGUACUCUGAUUCAUGGAUCCAGACCAUUGUCAUUGGGAUUAGACUUGUUGGUAGUUGCUUUAGUUCAAUGCUUGCAAUAACCAAAGUAAUUUGUCAUGCUGCUUUAGAACCAUUGGAUCUUUCAUAUGAAAUAAGAAAGGUAUUUUGUACAAAAUAAUGUUUUCAUGUGUAAUUUCCAACAUUACAUAAAGCGAUAAAUAGAAGUGUAUUUGCUAAGUGUGAUUGCAUCAUUAUCUAAGCAUUUCCGUUUGAGACAAACAGUCUAAGACGAAAAUGUGUGCUUCAAAAAUUUCAAAACAUUAAAAAUCAGUAAUGCAGAUAAGGGCAUUUAUAUGUACACAUAUUGAUCAGAAAAUAAACUCCAUCCUAUAGCAACCUAAAAACUCAAAAGAAAGAAGUAUAAUUUCCGAUAUGCAAGAUUUUGAUCAAUUAAAGUCCAAAGCAUUUUAUGUUCAUACAAAUGAGAAGACAGAAUGGCAGCUGACUUUGAGGAUUGAAAGAAAAAUGAAUUGAUGCUACUUCUCAAUGCUAAUGCCAUUAAUUUGUUGCUGCUUUUUGUUGCCAUGUCGAGCCUGUCCAUCAGAUAAGGUUUGAAUCGCUUCUAUUAUUCUUGUUUAAGACAAUCCCUUCUUUUUUUCCUUUUUUUUUUCUUUACAUAGUCAAUCAUCUUGUUUCAUGUUUGCCUUAUAGUUGGUCUGCUGAUGGUAGGCUUCUUUUGAGUGGAAGCAAGGACUCUAUACUGAAGGUAAAUUGUGGGAACUAUGUCUUUUUGUGGUAUAGAUGGGGUUAUCAUAUAGUUGAAUGAUUCUAUUGCUUCCUCAUAGCUUUUCAAGGCACUAAAAAAGAAAAAAACAAAGGUAGAACUAGGAAUAAUAUUUCGUCCUGAUUUCAGGCAUACUAUUUCCUUAUGAAGUCUUAUUUUGGUAAAUUACAGUUAGAUAUAAUCACAUGGCAACAUUUUUUCUUCCAAGUUUAAAUAGUAAUUCAGGAGAGUGUAUUAUGAAAAUAUACUAAAAUAAAAAAAUCCUAUGAAUGCAUUCUACUUUGGAUAUUUCUUAUGAAUCUUCCCCUGCACUCCUGACCACCACAGACACUCCCAUCACACCAAGCCUUGUAGUUGUUCUAAAUUGUUGCAAAUAUGUUAGAAACCAAUUACUAAUAUUAAGGACGGUCAUGUCUACUAAUUUUGGGCUAGAAUUUUUAGAGCAGGUGAGAAAUUAUGGUUGCAGUAGGGAAUGUGAGUGCUUCUAUUUUGCCAAAGUGGCUUUCCUUAUUCAUGUUA
This is a messenger RNA of Vitis vinifera (wine grape), 2821 nucleotides long. Its product is annotated as phenylacetaldehyde reductase. Gene Ontology annotation, molecular function: oxidoreductase activity, acting on the CH-OH group of donors, NAD or NADP as acceptor. NCBI's taxonomy places the organism in Eukaryota, Viridiplantae, Streptophyta, Magnoliopsida, Vitales, Vitaceae. The record is from RefSeq and is a predicted model, not a curated record.